GUGUGCUAUGAGACACGCUUUAGAUGUUUUUUUCUGGAAGCCCUGCCGCUACCCUAAAAAGUGAAUGUCUUGUAGAACAGACCUAUGGUGAAGCGACUUCCAGUCAUUUGGAAAGGAUGGGAUGAAAAGGAACCUUGGUGAUAAUUUUGAUGUCUGCAAGAUUUAGUACCAGUGUAAUGGGAUUAUCGGUAACACCUUCACUGCAGAAAAAGCCACCUGGCGCUAUAACUGGCAGCGACUGAGAACUAAUCCUUUCCCAUCUCUUGGAUGUCAUUCAUGAAGCUCAAAGCGAUUUCUAUCCUGCUAACUGUGAUUAAUUUUAUAAACAACAACAACAAAAAAUCAGGCCAAUGGUGGCAGAGUCUACAUAGAACUAUGCUUCGUGGUGUUCUGGGAAAAACCUUUCGACUUGUUGGCUAUACUAUUCAGUAUGGGUGUAUAGCUCAUUGUGCUUUUGAAUACGUUGGUGGUGUUGUCAUGUGUUCUGGACCAUCAAUGGAACCUACAAUUCAAAAUUCAGAUAUUGUCUUUGCAGAAAAUCUUAGUCGACAUUUUUACGGUAUCCAAAGAGGUGACAUUGUGAUUGCAAAAAGCCCAAGUGAUCCAAAAUCAAAUAUUUGUAAAAGAGUAAUUCGGUUGGAAGGAGACAAAAUCCUCACCAAUAGUCCAUCAGAUUUCUUUAAAAGCCGUAGUUAUGUGCCAAUGGGUCAUGUUUGGUUAGAAGGUGAUAAUCUACAGAAUUCUACAGAUUCCAGAUACUAUGGACCUAUUCCAUAUGGACUAAUAAGAGGACGUAUCUUCUUUAAGAUCUCUAAAAAUGUUUCUCUCAUACAACUUUUACAACCAUGUUUAUAUCCUGGGAAUAUAUAAAUGUGCAUUUGCAGAAGAGCAAUGUAGAGUCAAACUACCUGUAAUGGAGGUGAGUAUACUGACUAAUGGACUUAUGGUUGUAGUACAUAAAUGAUUCUUAGGAAAGAUUAUUGUUUUCACUGGCUCCUCCUUUAUGUCACAAUCAGUAAGGAGAAAAACAGACCUGAACACUUAGGGCUGUUGGCUAAUUUACACGGUUCUUUACACUUAAGCAUAUAUUCAAGUACUAGGUUUACAGUAACUUUGAGGGUAGUAAAGGAUAACACAGACACACA
Molecule: messenger RNA, 1145 nt
Organism: Hipposideros armiger (great roundleaf bat)
Lineage: Eukaryota; Metazoa; Chordata; Mammalia; Chiroptera; Hipposideridae
Gene: IMMP1L
Product: inner mitochondrial membrane peptidase subunit 1
Exons: 7
Coding region: 268-870 (200 amino acids)
Cellular component (GO): mitochondrial inner membrane peptidase complex; membrane
Molecular function (GO): serine-type endopeptidase activity
Source: RefSeq, a predicted model, not a curated record